AUGGUGCUGCUGCGAGCCCCGGCCGGCGUCUCGGGAGACGGCUCGGAGGUCUGGUCCAGCCACCCGCGGGCGAGCCCGGUGAACGCCACCCAGCUGUUCCUCUAUGACACGUUCCCCACCAACUUCUCGUGGGGCGUGGGCACCGCGGCGGUGCAGGUGGAAGGGAGCCGGCCGGAGGAUGGGAAGGGCCCGUCCAUCUGGGAUGGCUUCCUGCGCGCACCCCGGCCCGGCGUCCCCGGCGGCGGCGCCCAGCCGUCCAGCGACAGUUACCUGUUUCUGGAGAAAGACUUGUGGGCGCUGGAGUUCCUCGGAGUGUCUCUGUAUCAGUUUUCCAUUUCCUGGCCCAGGCUCUUCCCCGAUGGGACGGUCGCCGCCGUCAACGCGAAAGGUCUCCGGUACUACGAGCGGCUGCUGGAUUCUCUCCGGCUCCGGCGCGUGGAGCCCGUGGUGACUCUGUACCACUGGGACCUGCCCCUGACCCUGCAGGAACGGUACGGGGGCUGGAAGAACGGCAGCAUGGUGGACUUCUUCAACGACUACGCCACGUACUGUUUCCAGACCUUCGGGGACCGGGUCAAGUACUGGAUCACAAUUCACAACCCGUACCUGGUGGCGUGGCAUGGCUACGGUACGGGGCUGCACGCUCCCGGAGAGAAGGGGGAUCGAGCAGCCGUCUACGCGGUGGGUCACAACCUCAUCAAGGCUCAUUCAAAAGUUUGGCAUAACUACAACAGAAAUUUCCGCCCACAUCAGAAGGGCUGGUUAUCAAUCACAUUGGGGUCCCACUGGAUUGAGCCAAACAGAUGGGAAAAUCAGAUGGAUAUACUCAGGUGCCAGCAAUCCAUUGCUUCCGUGCUUGGCUGGUUUGCUAGCCCCAUUCACGGCAACGGCGACUACCCCGAGGACAUGAAGAAGUGGCUGUCUAUUCUACCUCUUUUCUCAGACACAGAGAAAAAGGAGGUGAAGGGCACUGCUGACUUUUUUGCUUUUUCCUUUGGACCCAAUAAUUUCAAGCCUCAGAACACCAUGGACAAAAUGGGGCAAAAUGUGUCGCUCAAUUUGAGACAAGUGCUGAACUGGAUUAAGUUAGAAUACAACAACCCUCGGAUCUUGAUUACUGAGAAUGGCUGGUUCACAGAUAGCUACAUAAAGACGGAAGACACCACAGCCAUCUACAUGAUGAAGAAUUUCCUCAACCAAGUUCUCCAAGUUGUGCCUGUCUUGCAGCCCGAGUUCAUGGCCUCCUCCCCCCAAUUUACCGACCCGCACCUGUACGUGUGGAAUGCCACCGGAAACAGAUUGUUGCACCGCGUGGAAGGCAUAAAGUUGAAAACACGGCCGGCCCAGUGCACAGACUUUGUGAGCAUCAAAAAACAACUGGAGAUGUUGGCCAGAAUGAAAGUCACGCACUACCGAUUUGCUCUAGACUGGGCCUCCAUCCUCCCCACGGGCAACCUGUCUGUCAUUAACCGACAAGUGCUCAGGUACUACAGGUGUGUGGUCAGCGAGGGGCUGAAGCUCAGCAUCUCCCCCAUGGUCACCUUGUAUUACCCCACCCAUGCCCACCUGGGCCUCCCAGGGCCUCUCCAGCGCCGUGGCGGGUGGCUGAGCCCCUCCACCGCCCAGGCCUUUCGGGACUACGCCGGGCUGUGCUUCCAGGAGCUGGGGGACCUGGUGAAACUCUGGGUCACCAUCAAUGAGCCGAACCGGCUGAGCGACAUCUACAACCGCACCAGUAAUGACACCUACCGGGCGGCGCACCACCUGCUGAUGGCCCACGCCGGGGUCUGGCACCUGUACGACCAGCGCUACAGGCCGGCACAGCGCGGGUUGGUGUCCCUGUCGCUGCACGCGGACUGGGCGGAGCCCGCCAACCCCUACGUGGACUCGCACCGCCAGGCGGCCGAGCGCUUCCUCCAGUUCGAGAUCGCCUGGUUCGCAGAUCCCCUGUUCAAGACCGGGGACUACCCGGCGGCCAUGCGGGAGUACAUCGCCGCCAAGGCGCGGCGCGGGCUGUCCAGCUCGCAGCUGCCCGUCCUGAGCGCGGCCGAGCGCAGGCUGGUGCGGGGCGCCGCCGACUUCUGCGCGCUGAACCACUUCACCACCCGCCUGGUGCUGCACGAGCCGCAGCGGGGCGGCGGCCGCGCCCACGCCGACCGCGACCUCCAGUUCCUGCAGGACAUCACCCGGCCCAGCUCCCCCGCGCGCCUGGCCGUGGAGCCCCGCGGCGCGCGCCGGCUGCUGCGCUGGGUCCGCCGCCGCUACGGAGACCUGGACGUCCACAUCACGGCCAGCGGCAUCGACGACCCGGCGCCCCACGACGACCGGCUCCGGAAGUACUACCUGCAGACCUACCUGCAGGAGGCGCUCAAAGCAUACCUGAUCGAUAAGGUCAAAAUCAAAGGGUACUAUGCAUUUAAACUGACUGAAGAAAAAUCUAAACCCAGAUAUGGAUUCUUCACAUCUGAUUUCAAGGCUAAAUCCUCCACAGAGUUUUACAGCAAGCUGAUCAGCAGCAACGGCUUCCCUUCCCAGAACAGUGGAACUGGAUGUAGACAGACUCAGAGCAGCACAGAGUGCACUGUCUGCUCCCUUCUCCUGCAGAAGAAACCACUGAUAUUUUUUAGUUGCUGCUGUUUCUUCACCCUGGUUCUGCUAUUAGCACUCACUGUCUUUCAUCAGCAAAAGAGAAGAAAAUUUUGCAAAGCAAAAAACUUGCAGCACAUACCACUAAAGAAAGGCCACAAUAGAGUUCUUAACUAA
Dipodomys ordii (Ord's kangaroo rat) is the source of this 2763-nucleotide messenger RNA. It is a transcript of the gene Klb, whose product is annotated as klotho beta. Gene Ontology annotation, biological process: carbohydrate metabolic process; fibroblast growth factor receptor signaling pathway. Gene Ontology annotation, molecular function: fibroblast growth factor receptor binding; fibroblast growth factor binding; hydrolase activity, hydrolyzing O-glycosyl compounds. The coding region runs from base 1 to 2763 and encodes 920 amino acids. NCBI's taxonomy places the organism in Eukaryota, Metazoa, Chordata, Mammalia, Rodentia, Heteromyidae. The record is from RefSeq and is a predicted model, not a curated record. The transcript is spliced from 4 exons.